UCCAUCUCCCUCUUAGGGCUCCGCUCCCGAGCUGCAGCUUGAGUCAGUUGUGUGGAGGUGGCAGCGGCAGCAGCUCCGGCGGGCACACCCCGAGCCCCGCCGUGCCCAGCCCGGGCCACCGGCACCCAGGGCCCGCGGAGCCAUCGAGCGUGGAACUGCCCACCCCAGCUCGGGGGUGUCCCUGGGUCCCUGUCCUGCCACCGGGGCCGGGCUGGCACCGCGGGGCUCCGUGCCCCGGGCAUGACGGGCACCCGCCCGGCUCCCUGACGGCUCCCGAGCCCGCGGCCGCCCCGCUCGCCCCCCAUGCCCUUCGCCCACGGGGCCGCGGGUCCCCGAGCCCCGGCUGGCAUGGGCGACGUGCCCGAGCCGUGCCCGCAGGCCCCGCUGGCCGUGCUCUCCAAGGUGGAGCUGCGGGUCAGCUGUAAACACCUCCUGGACCGCGACACCCUCAACAAGUCGGACCCCUGUGUCCUGCUGCUGAUGCAGUCCCAGGGCCAGUGGAUGGAGGUGGAUCGCAGCGAGGUGAUCAAGAGCAACCUGAACCCCGUGUUCGCCAAGAUCUUCACGGUCGAUUACUACUUCGAGGAGGUGCAGAAGCUGCGGUUCGAGGUGUACGACAGCCACGGCCAGGCUGGCGUGGGCACGCACGACGACGACUUCCUGGGGGGCAUGGAGUGCACCGUGGGGCAGAUCGUGGCGCAGAAACGGGUGACGAAGCCGCUGUUCCUCAAGUACGGGAAGUUUGCGGGCAAGUCCACGAUCACGAUCAUCUCAGAGGAGAUCUCGGGGAACAACGGCUACGUGGAGCUCGCCUUCCGCGCCAAGAAACUGGAUGACAAGGACCUCUUCAGCAAGUCGGAUCCCUUCCUGGAGAUCUACCGCAUCGACGAUGACCGCAGCGAGCAGCUGGUGUACCGCACCGAGGUGGUGAAGAACAACCUGAGCCCCAUCUGGGAGCCCUUCAAAGUCUCCCUCAACUCACUCUGCAGCUGUGAGGAGAAGAGGAAGCUGAGGUGUGUGGUGUGGGACUACGACUCGCGGGGCAAGCACGACUUCAUCGGGGAGUUCUUCACCACCUUCGAGGAGAUGCAGAAGGCAAUGGGGGAGAACAAGGUGCAGUGGGACUGCAUGAACCCCAAGUACAAGAUCAAAAAGCGCAACUACAAGAAUUCGGGGGUCGUGGUGCUGCUGGACCUGAAGAUCCACAGGGUUUACUCCUUCCUGGAUUACAUCAUGGGCGGCUGCCAGAUCCAUUUCACGGUGGCCAUCGACUUCACAGCCUCCAACGGGGACCCCCGAAACAGCUGCUCCCUGCACUACAUCAACCCCUACCAGCCCAACGAGUACCUCAAGGCGCUGGUGGCUGUGGGUGAGAUCUGCCAGGACUACGACAGUGAUAAGAAAUUCUCGGCUCUGGGCUUUGGUGCCAGGAUCCCCCCCAAGUAUGAGGUCUCCCACGACUUCGCCAUCAACUUCAACCCCGACAAUGAUGAGUGUGAGGGCAUCCAGGGCGUCGUGGAGUCCUACCAGAGCUGCCUGCCCAAAAUCCAGCUCUACGGCCCCACCAACGUGGCUCCCAUCAUCUCCAAGGUGGCUCGUGUGGCGGCUGAUGAGGAGCGGACCAAGGAGGCGUCGCAAUACUUCAUCCUGCUGAUCCUGACGGACGGGGUGGUGACCGACAUGGCAGACACGCGGGAGGCCAUCGUCCGAGCCUCCUACCUGCCCAUGUCCAUCAUCAUCGUCGGCGUGGGCAACGCCGACUUCACGGACAUGCAGAUCCUGGACGGGGACGACGGCGUCCUGCGCUCCCCGAAGGGCGAGCCCGUCCUGCGCGACAUCGUGCAGUUCGUCCCGUUCCGCGAGUUCAAGAACGCGUCGCCCACAGCCCUGGCCAAGUGCGUGCUGGCGGAGGUGCCCAAGCAGGUGGUGGAGUACUACAGCUACAAGGCGUUCCCCCCGCGCUGCCCCCGGCCCCCCACCCCCGACCCCACCCUCGGCUCCCCGCAGUGAGCUACCCCCGAGCCCCGAUCUCAUUCUCCCCGACCCCCGACUCCGGCCUCAGCUCCCCCAGUGAGAGACCCCCAGUGCCCCCAGCCCCAGCCUUGGGGUGCCCCGAUGAAGGGCCCCGACCCCAAUCUCAGCGUGCCCCAGUGAGACCCCCCCGCCCCGUCCCGGUGUGGCGUGGGGACAGACGGGACCCCGCCAGGCCCUGCCCUGCCACAGCCCCCACCUGGCUGGGACAUGGGGCAAGUCCCGGCCCCCAGUGCAGGACACCCCCAGCCCUGCUCGCUCCUGCUGGUCUGUGCCCCGUGUCCCGGACCCAGCCGUGCUGUCCCCUCGGUCCCCUCGGUCCCCGCUUCUCUGUCACUGUGAUACUUGGAGGCUGCAUGAUCCCCCCAAUAAAGCACCACCCCUGUGCCCAUCC
Molecule: messenger RNA, 2425 nt
Organism: Oenanthe melanoleuca
Lineage: Eukaryota; Metazoa; Chordata; Aves; Passeriformes; Muscicapidae
Gene: CPNE7
Product: copine 7
Exons: 16
Coding region: 304-2010 (568 amino acids)
Biological process (GO): cellular response to calcium ion
Cellular component (GO): plasma membrane
Molecular function (GO): calcium-dependent phospholipid binding
Source: RefSeq, a predicted model, not a curated record